Molecule: messenger RNA, 2248 nt
Organism: Diceros bicornis minor
Lineage: Eukaryota; Metazoa; Chordata; Mammalia; Perissodactyla; Rhinocerotidae
Gene: AMMECR1
Product: AMMECR nuclear protein 1
Exons: 6
Coding region: 57-1058 (333 amino acids)
Cellular component (GO): nucleus
Source: RefSeq, a predicted model, not a curated record
CGCCAGCUCGCCUCACUUAUGGGUCGGAAGCGCUGCGUGGGGGAGACUGUUACAAGAUGGCGGCGGGUUGCUGCGGGGUGAAGAAGCAGAAACUGUCCAGUUCGCCCCCCUCUGGCUCGGGUGGCGGUGGUGGCGCCUCCUCCUCCUCCCACUGCAGCGGAGAGAGCCAGUGCCGAGCUGGGGAGCUGGGACUAGGAGGCGCCGGUACGCGGCUCAACGGGCUGGGAGGUCUAGCCGGAGGAGGUAGCGGCAGCGGCUGUACCCUCUCUCCCCCCCAGGGCUGCGGCGGCGGCGGCGGGGGGAUUUCCCUGUCGCCACCUCCGAGCUGCGGAGUGGGGACCCUACUUUCUACCCCGGCCGCCGCCACCUCUUCCUCGCCCUCCUCUUCGUCCGCCGCCUCGUCCUCAUCGCCCGGCUCCCGGAAGAUGGUGGUGUCAGCGGAGAUGUGCUGCUUUUGCUUCGAUGUGCUCUACUGUCACCUGUACGGAUACCAGCAGCCCCGGACCCCCCGGUUCACCAACGAGCCCUACCCACUGUUUGUAACAUGGAAGAUUGGUCGAGACAAAAGAUUGCGUGGAUGCAUAGGUACUUUUUCUGCCAUGAAUUUGCAUUCAGGACUCAGGGAGUACACACUUACCAGUGCCCUUAAAGAUAGCCGUUUUCCCCCAAUGACAAGGGAUGAGCUGCCACGGCUGUUCUGCUCAGUGUCUCUGCUCACUAACUUUGAAGAUGUCUGUGAUUAUUUGGACUGGGAGGUGGGUGUACAUGGCAUUAGAAUAGAAUUCAUCAAUGAAAAAGGAUCAAAGCGCACCGCCACCUACCUACCGGAGGUUGCAAAGGAGCAAGGAUGGGACCAUAUUCAGACCAUAGACUCCUUACUGAGGAAAGGAGGAUACAAAGCUCCGAUUACUAAUGAAUUCAGGAAAACCAUAAAACUGACCAGGUACCGUAGUGAAAAGAUGACGUUGAGCUAUGCUGAAUACCUUGCUCAUCGCCAGCAUCAUCAUUUCCAAAAUGGCAUUGGGCAUCCCCUUCCGCCAUACAACCAUUAUUCCUGACACUGAGCCGCACAGCCAGUCACUGGGCCUCUCUGCAGACCUCUUCCCAGGAGACCCUACCCCUUCUUGGUCUAGCUAUCUCUUUUACUGUACCAUUUUAUGAUGAUAGUUUCCGUUGCCAUGGUGAAGCUUCGACAUCGUCAAUUAAGAUCAUCAUGGUAACGGGUAGGAAAAUGGCAUUUGUUAAGAAUAUCCUGUUUUAUUAUUUUAGAUCAUUGAUUUUUUUUUUUUUUGCAGCAUAUAGAACUUUUGAGGUUUUCUUUCCUUACAAUAUGCUAUAGGAUUUUGCUUUGCUAUCUCAAUCAGGUAUCUGUCUUUCUGUCCUUCUUGCCUUCCUUCUUUCUAUCUUCUCUUCCUUCCUUCCUUCUUUCAACUGUGGAUGGAAGAAAUUGUGCAGUUUUUAAGGAUUUUGUUUAGGUUUUUCUUUAGUUUUCCUCAGUAAGAUAGAUAAUUUUUGAUAGGUGAGUUUGGGAGUAAUUCAUAUCAAAUUCAGGUAUUUGUAUAUUACUCUUGAAUUUGUCUAAAAUUCAUUUUGCUAUGAAAGCUUAGUAUGUGACUCUUCACUCCUUAAGUAUAUGUUUUUCCCAUGGUUAAAAUAUAUGAACUUUAGUUCUAGUGUAGAACAUUCGAAAGUCCGUACUAGGGCUUGUCACAGAGAAUGAGAAAUCGUUGAUGCCUGUUAUGCUGAUUAUCACAAGAGAGACUGCCUCAUCACUUUAUAGAACCCACUUACAAACUAAAACACUGUUUUAAGAAAGUACAAGCUACCUUUCAAAUGUUACAGAAGUCAUUUUUGAAGAGCAGCAAAUAUCAGGAAGAGAGCAGAUACAGAAUUUAGUGCCUUUGAGAAGAAUAUAAUUAAGUGGAAUUAAGGGUUAGAAAAAAGGCAAUUUAAAGAAAUAUUCUUGUAAAAUUUUAUUGUUUCUAUAUGCGAAACAACAGAUUAGACAAAUUCUUUACUCUUAAGUAUUUUUAUAAGCUGAGAAAAUUUAUUUUGAGCAAAUAACCAAAAAAAGACAUUUGUCUAUUAUAUAUUAAUUUAAAUUUGUUAGCUUUAGGUCUCAAUAAGUCAUGAUUGGCCAGAGACAAUUUUAGCUACCAUUUAAAAAAAUGGUAGAGAUAAUCUAGUGAAACAAAAGUUCAUAUAUGCUAUGAUUUCAGCUGUUUGUCAUGGGGACAAUACUGGAGUU